Molecule: messenger RNA, 1065 nt
Organism: Eutrema salsugineum
Lineage: Eukaryota; Viridiplantae; Streptophyta; Magnoliopsida; Brassicales; Brassicaceae
Product: UDP-D-xylose:L-fucose alpha-1,3-D-xylosyltransferase 3
Cellular component (GO): Golgi apparatus
Molecular function (GO): glycosyltransferase activity
Source: RefSeq, a predicted model, not a curated record
AUGGCGCAGCAGAUACAACGUUCAAUCUCAAACCGUCCCAUCUCUCUCCUAAACCGCAACGGUCUCCUCCUCCUCCUCCUUCUAGCCCUCUUCGUUCUCAUCGGUGUAUACUUACCUUUGUCAGAAUCUCCUUUAUUCCUGUUUCCAAACAGAACCUCCUCUUCUUCUUCUUCUACUUCUUCUCCUUCUCCUUCUUUCACGAUCUCUGACUGGCGCGACUAUUCCCUUGCUCAAGCGGCUAAGUUUGUGGCUAAGAACGACACGGUGAUCGUUUGUGCAGUUAGUUAUCCUUUCUUGCCUUUUCUCAACAACUGGUUGAUUAGCAUUUCUAGACAGAAGCAUCAUGAAAAAGUUCUCGUGAUCGCUGAAGAUUACGCUACUCUGUACAAAGUCAACGAGAAGUGGCCUGGCCAUGCCGUUCUCAUUCCUCCAGCAUUGGAUCCUCAAACCGCACACAAAUUUGGUUCCCAGGGUUUCUACAAUCUUACAUCUCGAAGGCCACAACAUCUGCUAAACAUUUUGGAGCUAGGUUAUCAUGUUAUGUACAAUGAUGUUGAUAUGGUUUGGCUACAAGAUCCGUUUCAGUAUUUACAGGGAAGCCACGACGUAUAUUUCAUGGAUGACAUGGUUGCGAUUAAGCCUUUAAAUCACUCCCAUGAUUUACCACCUCUGAGUCGAAGCGGAGUAACUUAUGUAUGUAGCUGUUUCAUUUUUUUGCGUUCCACUAAUGGUGCAAAGCUUCUAAUGAAGAAAUGGGUUGAAGAAAUUCGAGCUCAAACAUGGUCUAACAUCGAAGCAAAGAAACCACAUGAUCAGCCUGCUUUUAAUCGGGCACUUCACAAAACAACUCAUCAGGUAGAUGUCUUCUUGCUUCCACAAUCAGCUUUCCCAUCAGGAGGAUUGUACUUCAAAAACGAGACAUGUAAAGAGACAAUGGGGAAACAUGUCGUAGUUCACAAUAACUACAUUGUCGGCUACGACAAUAAGAUGAAACGCUUUCAAGACUUUGGUCUAUGGCUAGUCGCUGAUAAUUCUCAUGAGUCACCACUGGGAAAAUUAGAGUAA